Molecule: messenger RNA, 354 nt
Organism: Ilex paraguariensis (yerba mate)
Lineage: Eukaryota; Viridiplantae; Streptophyta; Magnoliopsida; Aquifoliales; Aquifoliaceae
Source: the annotation of a GenBank genome assembly
AUGACAGGUAUACUUAUGGACUCUUCCUCACCUCCAUGUCUAAGUCCACUGCUGCCCAUUGCUACACAUACUCCAGAGACACAUGUCCACAAUUCAAGUCCCAUUGAGUUAUCACAUGCAUCCCGCCCCAUUAUCGAGUCACAUACCAAUGAAGGAAAUAAUGAGUUACCUGAGUCCCCAAACAACACUGGUUCACCUGAAACAUUUCCACCACAAGAGCCUCACAUGUCUGACAAGCAACAUAUCACAGCUCAAUUGAGAGUGAUUGAAACACUCGAAUCAUUUCACCAAAUUCCUAUUCCUUCAGCACCAUGGAUCACCCGAUGGUCACUCGGUCCAAACUAUGGGUGGUAA